CUUCUUCUUGAUUGUGGGUCUUAUCUGACAUGCCAAACCAUAUGAUCAUCUCUUUUUGUUAGAGAUAUAUAUCCUGCCACUCAAAAUAUUUCAACAGGCCGGCACUACCAUAGCAACAUCAACAUGCUCUGUUCUUCCAAAUAUUCUCUGCAGUCAACCCUUUCACUACAAAUGCAACCUUUACUCUUUGCUUCCUGUGUUCUCCUCAGGCUUCUUAGCCAACUACCCAUGUCUCACUCUCUUGCAGUUGCAGAACCACGACAAAAUCAACAGCUACAAAAUCACAGCAAUGAAAAAUGUGGGAGAUUUCACAUCCCAUUCCCAUUUCACUUGAACACUUCAUGUGGGUCUGUUUCUAAUGCUUUCCAUCUCUCUUGCUCUAACUCCACCACCCUUAUUCUCAACAUUGGCUCUGAAAGCUAUCGGGUUCUCGAAUUCUUCUCUGAUGGGUUACUAGUGGACUUUCCAGGUUCCUCUGCCUGUCGUCAGUAUAACGAUUUGCACUCCUUCAGUUUCGGUAGAAACGAUUACUUUGCCGUGGCGGUUGAUAAUGUCAUUGGCUUGUAUGAUUGUGAGGAUUCUUCAUUGUGUAAAGCAGAAUGCGAAACUAUUGACUUGCCUGAUUGUGAUGGCAGUGACAGCGUUUCCCCCGCCUGCUGCUACCCCCUCUCCGAUCAUAGCAUCUGGCAUGUUGGCGAUGGGUUUUCAGGAUUUUCCAAAUUUGGGUGUAGAGGGUUCUCAAGUUGGGCUGUUCUGAGAGGGACUAUUUCAGGUAAGCGUGGAGUUAAGUUGGAAUGGGCUAUUCCAAGGAACUCAUCCGGGGGAGUUUGUGCUGCCAAUGCAUACAUUAUCAAUGCUACAGCAGUUGAAGGAGGGGUAAGGUGCUUGUGUCAAGAUGGGUUUAUUGGAGAUGGAUUUGCAAAUGGAGGCGGGUGCUUCAAGUCAUGCAUAAAGGAUGGACGGGAAGCAUAUGGAAAUGACUGCUACACCAAAAGACAUGGUGAAAGGAAAGUAAUAAUUGUAGCCGGAGUUCUAGCUCCAGUUUUCAUAAUUGCCUCCUUGAUUGCACUUUUUUGUCUACUUAAGCGACGAGUUAAGCAGAGGAAAUUUGCCCCUGACCAGGAUUACUUUCACAGCACCAUCUCAUUCCGAAAAGCUUGUAGAACUCGACUAUUUACUUACCAUGAGCUAGAUGAAGCCACUAAAGGGUUUGAAGAUGGUCAGAAGCUUGUAGAUGGCAGAAAUGGCACAAUUUAUGCAGGGGUUCUUGGGGAAAAAUGGCACAUAGCUGUGCACAAGUUACAAUGUGACAAUGAAAGAGACCUACUUCAAGUCCUAUCCCAAAUUGAGGUUUUAUCUGCUGUUCAACACAGGAAUAUGGCCCGCCUCCUUGGAUGUUGUAUCGACUCUGGCUACACCCCACUUGUGGUCUAUGAGUAUCCUGCAAAUGGUACCUUGGAGGAACAUUUACAUCAAAGUAGAGAACAUAAUAUUGGCCUUGACUGGUACAAGAGAUUGCACAUUGCUGCAGAAACAGCUAGUGUUCUUGCAUUCCUACAGUAUGAGAUUUCUCCUCCCAUCUUCCACCAUUAUCUCAAAUCCGGUUACAUCUUUUUAGACGAAGAUUUUUCUGUGAAGAUUGCUGGGUUUGGUCUACUUAGCUCAAGCCUUGGGAAUGGUUCUAAUUUGUAUAACAGCUAUGAAGAUUUGCAUUUGCAGGAAAAUGAUGUUUAUGAUCUGGGUUUGCUGCUUCUUGAGAUUAUUGCAGGCACAAAUCACUUGGACAUGCCAACUGUAACUUUGCAAAAAAUAAGGUGUGGAAGGCUAGAAGAGAUUGUGGAUCCACUCCUUUACUAUCAUGAGCAGCCGCCUUUCCGCAGAGAGCAAAUAGAGAUAGUUGCAGACCUUGCAACAAGAUGCUUAUUGUUUGGUGGAGAUGGCAAACUUGGCAUGAUUGAUGUUGCAAGGGAGCUGGUACAUAUUGCUAAAGAGAGCAUAGAUGGAGGUAGUAGAAGGGGUCCUGCUCUAGAGGAAACAUUUUCAAAUUCCAGCCUCCUUCAAAUGAUAUCAAUGUCUCCUGAUUCUAUACAUGUGCCUUGAAUUCUUCUUUGAUGAUACUGCUGCCGGUGUCACCUGCCAAAAACUCUGCUUGUGUGUUUGUGUGUUUUGUGUGCACUUGCACACAUCUGCA
Molecule: messenger RNA, 2191 nt
Organism: Corylus avellana
Lineage: Eukaryota; Viridiplantae; Streptophyta; Magnoliopsida; Fagales; Betulaceae
Product: Protein kinase superfamily protein
Biological process (GO): protein phosphorylation
Molecular function (GO): polysaccharide binding; protein kinase activity; ATP binding
Source: RefSeq, a predicted model, not a curated record